Messenger RNA from Atta colombica, 672 nucleotides. RefSeq names its product zinc finger protein 425-like. The transcript is spliced from 4 exons. The record is from RefSeq and is a predicted model, not a curated record. Gene Ontology annotation, biological process: regulation of transcription by RNA polymerase II. Bases 1 to 672 code for a protein of 223 amino acids. Gene Ontology annotation, molecular function: RNA polymerase II cis-regulatory region sequence-specific DNA binding; DNA-binding transcription factor activity. NCBI's taxonomy places the organism in Eukaryota, Metazoa, Arthropoda, Insecta, Hymenoptera, Formicidae.
AUGCCAUGCGAUUUCAUCAUUCAUAACAAGGUGUAUCUAAUGGCGAAAUUACAGACCUUUGAUUUGAUUUCGACUAAGGAAAAGCAUCCAUGCCCGAAGUGCAAUCGCAUCUUCGAGAAGAAAAGCAGCCUGAGUAGACAUCUGACGUACAUGUGUGGAAAAAGACCACAAUUUAAAUGCCCCUACUGUGAAUAUUGCUGCAACAUGCGCUAUAUGGUUCAUGUCUCGGGUUUCUACAGGAGAAAAAGGCAGAAUCACGUUACCAAUUGUUAUGCAAAACACCAGUGUCCUAACUGUCCUUCCAUCUUUGUGUGGAAAUGUACCCUGAGGAGGCAUCUGCGCAAUGAGUGUGGUAGAGAACCACGUUUUAAGUGUCCCUAUUGCGAUUACCGUGAUGUUAAUGGAUCUUUUAAAGCCUUCAGCAAAUCGUUCUCCAGCGAUGCCGACGCUAGUAUCAGAUUCCCUUGCCCGAAUCAUAAUUGCGGUCGCGUCUUCAACUGGAAGAGAAAUUUAACACGGCAUCUGAAGUACGAAUGCGGCCUCCAGCCGCGCUUCAAAUGCCCUUACUGUGAUUAUUACGGCAAACUCAAGGGCAAUGUCAGCAAGCAUCUCCUCCGCAGACACAAUAAUCGGAAGAUUUAUGUUGUUGAUUUGUUUCAAGGGACAGUAUAA